CUGUGUCGUGGAAAAAAAUACCAAGACAACUGAUCGAACAGAAAUCACGUUUCCCGGGACAAUGGUUCUUGUUUAAUUGUUCUAUCAGUGCAUCCGAUCAUGUGACUUUAUGGUUUAUGAAAAACAGAAAAUCAGAAGAGAAACUGCAAGUUAUUGAUAAAAAGAUAAUAUUGGUUUCUAAGAAUAUCUUCAACAUAACACGCUUGACAGACAAGGAUAGGGGAUUUUACAUAUGCAGAGUUUGCGGACAUGAAAAACAAAUAUUUGUUGAAAUAUUAAAAG
Molecule: messenger RNA, 282 nt
Organism: Paramuricea clavata
Lineage: Eukaryota; Metazoa; Cnidaria; Anthozoa; Malacalcyonacea; Plexauridae
Source: the annotation of a GenBank genome assembly